This is a messenger RNA of Sebastes umbrosus (honeycomb rockfish), 559 nucleotides long. It is a transcript of the gene msmb, whose product is annotated as beta-microseminoprotein. The record is from RefSeq and is a predicted model, not a curated record. Lineage: Eukaryota; Metazoa; Chordata; Actinopteri; Perciformes; Sebastidae. The transcript is spliced from 4 exons. The coding region runs from base 36 to 368 and encodes 110 amino acids.
GUUCUCACACACAUCAGCUUCCGUCACAUCUGAGGAUGGCUUCUCUCCAUGUGUUUGUGUGUCUGCUGGGACUGGUUGUCCUGUGUCACUCUGACUGCUACUUCCAGGAGAUGGUGAUGAAAGAUCUGAACAACCCUCCAAAAGGGUGUGUGGAUAAGGAUGGAAAGCAGCAUGACUUUGGCGCUGAUUGGGUCAGAGACUGCAUGGAUUGCUCUUGUACGACGGAGGGCUUGAGCUGCUGUAGCAAGAUCCCUGAUGCGAACACAGUAGACGUUCCUGACGACUGUGAGCUGGUUGUAAAUAAGGAGGCCUGCUCUGCCAAGAUGGUGAUGAAGUCAGACAAGACCAAAGAGUGUAACCCCAUCUGAACUCACCACAAAUUGACCCCUAUACUUGUUCAUGACAACUGAUGUCCAAACUGGUUGUUUUUAUGUUUCAUAUUUCAUCAACUAGUUCAGGAUGUGCACAUACAAUAAAUUACCAGUAAACACACACUAAUCAACCUGCUUGUCAUGUUUUAAAUGUCCCCGGCAAUAAAGAUAAAACCUAAAAAAAACUU